AGAGAGAAGGGACUGUGCUGCUGCCAGUUCCCUGCCCACUCCUGGAUGCUCACAGCAGGGAUCAGUAUGUGGGGGAUUAGGUGCUGAAAUCACAAGAAUCACCUUCGUCAGCCAGAAUGCUGUCUGGAUUUUCGAAUUUGUUACAUCCGCGGCCAUGAAUUUGUUUUUCAGUCAACACUAAAUCAGAAAUGCUUGGAAGGAUGAUGUCAUGGAGAUAAAAAGAUAAAACAAAGCAAAAAGGCAAAAGAAAAAAAACUGCAACAAAAACCCCCCACAAACCCCUGCCACUGAAACAUCACAAUCUGAUUGGUGCUAAUAUGCCUCAACUUGAUGCAGCUCCCCUACACUCUGGUAACUUCUAACCUGCGAAGCAAAGUCAACAAAAAUGAGCAUCACAUUGAAAAAAGGCAAUCUCAAGUAAAGUUGAGAGAACAUUCCUGGAACAUUGUAUUCUUCAUGGAAACAACUGUAAAGAAAAAGAGUUUGAGCCAGCAUAAUAAAACUCUGCCAAGUGCUGGAAAGGCCCCUGCUAAUAUCUCUGCCAUUCUGCCUUCAAAACAGAUUGCAACAUCCAGUGUGUCAGAUCUUCCCACAGUUUUGCCAGACAUAGUGAGUUUAGAUUCCGUAGUAAAAGCAAGCCCUGGGAAAAGAAGACCAGGCACUGUAAUAAUAUCAAAACGGUCAAACACUGCAAGCAUGUCUCAGAGUCAGUUGAAUCGACCAGUCAUUCCAUCAAAGAGACCUGGCUUUAGGGUGUGCUAUAUCUGUGGCAGAGAAUUUGGGUCACAAUCUCUUGCCAUACAUGAACCAAAAUGCUUGGAGAAGUGGCAUAUUGAAAAUGACAAAUUACCAAAGCAUCUCAGAAGAGCAGAGCCUGCUAAACCACAGUCCCUUACUGAUGGCACCUACGACAUUAAGGCUGCAAAUGAGACAGCUUAUCAGAGUGCUCAAGCUCAGCUCUUACCCUGUGAAAACUGUGGUCGCACUUUUCUUCCUGAUCGUCUCCCUGUGCACCAAAGGAGUUGUAAACCAAAGGAUGGUGGCCUGGGCCCUUCAAGCUCUAACCCCCCAAAAUCUGUGAAAGGCCCUAGCUCUGGCCUUGUAUCUGCAGCACGUACUGAUCAAUCUAGUAAAGUUCAACAAACAUGUGGGGGUGCACCAGCCGUACCAGAUAAGCCACCAGUGAUCAGACGGCCACCCACUGUUGUUUGUUACAUAUGUGGCCGUGAGUUUGGAACUAAAUCUAUUGGCAUCCAUGAACCACAAUGUCUGAAAAAAUGGCAUAAUGAGAAUGACAUGCUACCCAAACAUUUACGAAGACCUGAACCUAAAAAGCCAGAAGUCAGAUCCUUAGGAGGCAAACUAGCUCCUUCUUUGGGAAAAAUGAUCUGUGCAGCAAACACAUUUAUAGUCUCCUGAUGACAAUUUUUGGUGAGCUGUCUAUUCUGUUUUAGCAUUCUGCAACUGUCAGUCCAUCAGCUACUGCCUACUUUGGCAUACUGAAAGUUUGUUGUUAUUUUUACUAAAAGUAACAUUAUUGGUUUUGACAUGAAGGGUUUGAGUGCUUGUUUUUGUUUUUUUUUUAA
Chelonoidis abingdonii (Abingdon island giant tortoise) is the source of this 1586-nucleotide messenger RNA. NCBI's taxonomy places the organism in Eukaryota, Metazoa, Chordata, Testudines, Testudinidae. The record is from RefSeq and is a predicted model, not a curated record.